GGGCACGCGACUGGCUCUUCAUGUCACCAUCCGUACACAUUCUUUACAGGCUCUUCAUCCUCAUGCCCCAACAGAUUCUCUACAUGUGCGCACAGCACCCAUUGUCCCGACUCGAUUCUACGACGGAGCUCAAGCCUCUAACCAGGCUUCAUUAGUCUCAUCGUCUCCAAAUGCUCUAUAUAUAGCUACCCCUCCAAACAUCCCCGCACCGAACGGACAACAACAAUGUCGCUUCAGAUCGUUCACCUGCCGAACGGCCAGAACCUGCAAGUGAGUCCGGUGUUUGGAGGACUGUUCUUCAAGUCAAGCGAGCUGAGCCAUACGCAUUCGCCAUUCCCUGCCGGCUGGACCAUCGUACUCAACUCCGAAGAUGGCGACGAGGACGAGGAUAUGGAAGAUACUGCUGCGUCUGAGCAGAUGACAGACCAAGAGACGAGAAACAAGAGGAUACAUCGCUUCCGGAGACCUACGCUCCGUAAUGACCACCUCUACAUCUCGUCGAUCUCCAAUUCGAACAGCAAUGACUUUAAGCCUGCUGGUUCGCCGACACGACAGAUCGCCAUGAUGCUAUGGGCCACCUUGUGGUGGUACUUCCACCAGCCUGAGCCGGACACACGUAUUACCACGAAGCAGUCGAUGUAUACGGCUGAGGAGGGCAAACCACGCGGGGACUGGAGGAUCAAUAUCAACCGUGAGGGGAUAUUCAAGGGCAAAGUUCUCCUGCCAAAGCUAGAAAGGAUGGGUCUCAUAGCCAGUGAAGACUCUACCGUUGGACUAGACCAGGGAGACAAAGUAGGAGAGGGAUGGCUACACAUGUUCGUCAGCCGGCGGACUUUCUGGCAACUCGAUCCACGCCUCUACCUUUACACCUCAAUCGCCCUCGCCCACUCUCCAUAUCUCACGGGCUCGCCAUACACCUCCCGCCCUAGCUCUCCAAGCAAUGACCCCAAACACGACUCUCCAGACCCCCAACCGCCCACAUCAUCCGGCCUGUGGUCUUCCUCCGUCCAAGGCCCCUUUCACUCUACCUCCCACCUUCCCACAUACUUCCCACCACCUCCCCAGCAAUACACCUUCACAAACCACGUUCGCCACCCAAUCCGUCCCAAACCCCCGCGCCAGGGAGAAGUCUUCUACACCCGCUACAUUCCCUCUCUCGGCCAGUACCUCUCCUUCCGCGUCGCCUCCCUAAGCCCGAAAGCACCGCCUCACCGCGGACCCAGCGCAGCGACACCACCCUCCGUCGCCCAAUUCCGCCACUCGCAGCUCGACUGGCCACCGACAUCCGGUCCCGCGCCCCAAGGCCCGUCCGACCUCGAUCUCCUGCACAAAUGGAUGAACGAGCCCCGCGUAUCCGCAGCAUGGGGCGAGGCCGGCCCGCGGGCACGACAGGAGGCGUUUCUCAAGGCAAGCCUCUCGUCGCGGCAUUCGUUCCCGGUCAUUGGCUGCUGGGACGGGCGGCCGUUUGGCUACUUUGAGCUGUACUGGGCAAAGGAGGACAUGCUGGGGCGGUACGUGGACGGGAUCGGACAUUUCGACCGCGGCAUACACUGUCUUGUGGGCGAGGAUGAGUUUAGGGGGCCGGCGCGGGUGCGUGCCUGGUUGAGUGCGCUGGUGCACUAUUUCUGGCUAGUGGAUGGGCGGACGGACUGUGUGAUUAUGGAGCCGAGGGUGGACAAUGUAAAGUUGACGCAGUAUUGCUUCGAAGCCGGGUUUUACAAGGAGCGCGAGAUUGCCUUUCCGCAUAAGCAGGCGAGUCUGCUGAAGAUUAGGAGGGAUGCCUGGGAGGCGCCGGUGAUAUGAGGCCGAUGGUUGAAUUGGACUGUGGAAAGACGGCGUGCGUGCGUGCGUGCGUGCGUGCUUGCUAUGAUGGAGCGUUGUCCAGGGGUGUGUGUGCUCAUUCAUUUUUCUGGGGGUCAGGUUUGGGCAUGUAUAGAAGAUACCACCACCAACAGUCGCCCUCGUUCCAAGACAUUAACGUAGCAUUCGUUUCUAGCUGAUUACAUUACUGUCAUGUCGUAGGGCUCGGGACAUGUUUACUCUUGUCACCCAUAUUACUCAUAAAUAUAUCCCGGGGCAGAGUCAAAAGGCUCGGAGCCACCCCA
Messenger RNA from Pseudovirgaria hyperparasitica, 2105 nucleotides. RefSeq lists its product as uncharacterized. The record is from RefSeq and is a predicted model, not a curated record. The transcript has 2 exons. Gene Ontology annotation, biological process: siderophore biosynthetic process. Lineage: Eukaryota; Fungi; Ascomycota; Dothideomycetes; Acrospermales; Acrospermaceae. The coding region runs from base 226 to 1803 and encodes 525 amino acids.